AUGAAGGUGUCGGGGAGCUGUCGAAUGGACUACUCUUGGGCGACCAGGAGGAAAAGUCCCGUUGGCUACACUUGGGACACCUACUACCCCUGGGGAGAAAAAGAGACAAACCAGUCAUUUUCGGUGGCUACAGAGCUCAGUCCAUCGUACCGGCUCGACUUUGUUACUUGGUUGCAUCCUGACAUCGACAAAACGCGCUUUGCCUACCCGAUGAUGACGCAUGUUAGCAUGGCUGCCGGCGUGGCUACAGUUAAGACGUACGUCGGAUCGGCUAGUGGCGCCUACAUCGAUGCCGGCGCCAGCUCUCUCGUUGGGGACAUGACGCGCUUGAUCCUUGCCAGCUACCUCUCGUCGCGGCAGAUCUUCCAGGAAAUCGUUCUGAUGCCCCGGCCGUCUCCAAACUCACCGAGCAUCCUGGACGCUGCCGUUGGGAAGCUCCUUGACGGUGCGAGGGAUUUCGUGGUCCGCACCGACGAAGCGGUGGCGAUGAGACUCGACCUGCUAAUCAUAGCACCGACCCUGUUGGCGCUUCUAUGGCUUGCAGUAGGGGCCCUCGAAUUGCUAAAGAGGAAAGACAUAUGGAGGAGGUUUGGUGCAAGAGCCGGGGCUCUGAGCGCCACGCAGCUGUUCCGACAGCUCGACGAGCACCUAAGCGGCCAUGAUUGGACCGGGACGACAGCGGCUAUUCCACAACCUUCGGUGGAAGACUCUGGGCUUGCGAUUGACGUCAGCGAGUCUGCCUGCAUGCCUAAGAGCAAUUCGGUCGAUUCGGGGUGCAAGGAACCUAGUAUCACGUUUACUACUAUUAAAAGGGAAAAUGUGCCAGAAAGGAGACAGGUGGAAGACUUAGAGGCGGAAGCUGUAGAACAGUCGGAGGGGGCCGUGAGAAUGGAGUUAUUAUUAUAA
Fusarium odoratissimum NRRL 54006 is the source of this 906-nucleotide messenger RNA. RefSeq lists its product as uncharacterized. Lineage: Eukaryota; Fungi; Ascomycota; Sordariomycetes; Hypocreales; Nectriaceae. The coding region runs from base 1 to 906 and encodes 301 amino acids. The record is from RefSeq and is a predicted model, not a curated record. The transcript has a single exon.